AUGCCCCCGUCCACGGUCGGGGGUAGCUUAGCUGACGGCCGAUAUCAAGUGGUCGACAAGCUCGGGUACGGGGGUUACGCGACGAUAUGGCUCGCCCGUGAUCUGCGGACAGGCAGAUACGUCGCCGUGAAGACGAUGACCGCUGACGCAAGCAAUGACACGCCGGACGCUACGCUUCUACACUCUCUCGGGCCAUUGCCACCUCGACCAGGAAAGGAAGUUUUCCCACCCCUCUUGGACGAAUUCUGGGCUGCUAGUCCCAAUGGACAGCAUCGAUGCAUCGCCACUCCCCCGGCACGCAUGGGCUUGUUCGAUGCCAAGGAGGCUUCAACCUUCGGUCUGUUUCGGCCCAGGGUCGCGCAAGCGAUGAUCGCCCAGCUCAUUCGCGGGGUCUCGUUCCUCCACAGUCUGGGGUUUGUACAUGGCGAUCUGCAUCUAGGGAAUAUCCUUGUUCAGUUUCCCAGGUCCCUUGACUGUAUCGCCCCCUCAGAACUGUACGAGCGGUACGGCGAGCCCGAGUCCGAAGAGGUGGUUCGUCUCGACGACAAGCCCUUAUCAGAUAGUGUUCCCGCGCGCGUGUUCAUUCCCGGGUGGUUUGGCGUUUGCAGUGAUGACCUCCCUCUCGGCGAGGAGCAGAUCACGCUCAGCGACUUCGGGGAAUCCUUCAAGCCCCGCGAAACGGCGAGGACCGCCUCCAAAACCCUGCCGCUCCUUCCACCCCCCGAGGCGAGGUUUUCCGACGAGCCGCUCUCCUUCGCCUCGGACAUCUGGACGCUCGCUUGUACCAUUUGGGAAAUUCUCGCGCAACGGCCGCUGUUCGAGACGUUCUUUUCGAGUCCGGAUCGUGUGACGGCGGAGCAGUGGUGGGCGAAGUGGAGCAGAAGACUGGACUGGUUUGAUGAAGAGGGGAGAUUGGAUCUGGUGAAGACGGGGAGGGCUGGGCCCGGUGGUGGGUGUAGGUCCUGGGAGCGGAGGUUUGAGGAUAGUAUCCAGACGCCGCGGGCUGAGGUGGGUUUCGAACGCGUGACGGAGGAGGAGAGGGCGGCGUUUCUGGGUAUGUUGCGUGGGAUGUUAGCUUUUCGGGCUGGGGAGAGAAGCACGGCGCGAGAGGUUUUGGAGUCGAGGUGGAUGGGGGGGUGGGGGAUUCCGGCUUCGGAGGAGAGUUGGGGGGGUUUCGGGCACGAAGGUGGAAAAGAAAUGAGACAGAUCACCCAUUGCGCCUACAGCCAUUCAGGCGAGCCGCCGUUGCGGCCACGGGCUUCCCACGCUACGCCCUGA
Aspergillus uvarum CBS 121591 is the source of this 1278-nucleotide messenger RNA. RefSeq names its product kinase domain-containing protein. Gene Ontology annotation, cellular component: cytoplasm; nucleus. The transcript has 4 exons. Lineage: Eukaryota; Fungi; Ascomycota; Eurotiomycetes; Eurotiales; Aspergillaceae. Gene Ontology annotation, molecular function: protein serine/threonine kinase activity; ATP binding. Gene Ontology annotation, biological process: intracellular signal transduction; protein phosphorylation. Bases 1 to 1278 code for a protein of 425 amino acids. The record is from RefSeq and is a predicted model, not a curated record.